AUGAUGUCCUCAUCAGCCAUUCUUCGAACCAGUGCUAACCGAAAAGCCUUCAGAGAAGCUUUCUAUGCUGCUGCAAAAUUGAAAGGAGAAACCUUCACUCAUAAUACAGCAUACUUUAUUCAGGGAGGUGAUAUUAAACAUAGAACCAACAACAAUGAUGUAGAACUUUCUUUCCGACAAGAGAGUAAUUUCUAUUAUUUAUCGGGAUGUUCAGAGCCUGGAUGUGCCUUGUUGAUGAAUCCAUCCAUCAGCGAAUCAGUACUCUUUGUUCCACAAUACGAUGAUGAUUAUGCAUUGUGGUGUGGAGACUAUCCAGUAGCUGAUGAUUAUAAACAAAAACUUGGUUUCUCUCGUGUCGAGUACAAAUCCGAAUCAGCUGUUGCAUCCAUCUUGAAGGAAUGGAAAAUUCAAAAAGUCUAUGCUUUUGAUCAAGAAUCAAAGAACAGUUCAUUAUUGAAUCCAAAGACUCUCGAACCAGGUGUUGAAAUUAUUUCUGAUGAAAUAUCACGAACUUUUUAUGUGUUGGUGAAGGAUUUAAGACUCAUCAAGACACAAGAAGAAAUUGAAAUUAUGAGAAGAAUGUGCCAAAUUUCUGGAGCAGCUCACGUCAAAUGCAUGCAACGUGCAAGACCUGGUAUCAAUGAACGUGAACUUGAGGCCGUUUUUCGAUAUGAGACUAUGCUGAAUGGAGGUUCCAUUUUCCAAGCAUAUGAUCCAAUUAUUGCUGGUGACGAUCGUGGAGCAACUCUGCACUACAUUAGAAAUGAUGAAAUUGUUCAUGAUGGAAGCUUGGUUUUGAUUGAUGCUGGUGCUGAAACUUAUGGUUCAUUAUAUGCAAGUGAUAUUACAAGAGUGUUUCCAGUGAAUGGAAAGUUUUCCGAAAAGCAACGUCAAAUCUAUCAACUUGUUCUCGACGCCCAAAUGCAAGUUUUAGCUUCAAUGAAACCUGGUGUGAAAUGGGAAGACAUGCAUAGAUUGGCUUUGCGUGUGAUGACUAAAGGAUUGUAUGAGUUGGGAAUUUUGAAAGUUGAUGGUAAACAAGGAGAUGAAGCUGUUGAAGAAUUAGUGAAACAUCAUGCCGGCUCAGUAUUUUUCCCUCAUGGUUUGGGACAUGCUUUAGGACUUGACGUUCAUGAUCCUCCAAACAGAGAUGGCACAUUUGAGAAGAUUGAUGAGCCUGGAAUUAAAAAUCUCAGAAUUAGAGUUACUUUACAAAAAGGUAUGGUUCUCACUGUAGAACCAGGUCUCUAUUUCAAUAAGAGAAUGAUUGCCAAUGCUCUCAAGGAUGAGACUCUUCAAAAAUACUUGAAUCCUUCUGUGAUUAAUGAUUACAUGAGCGUUGGAGGCAUUAGAAUUGAAGAUGACGUUGCCGUUACUGACGAUGGUAUUGAUAACCUAUGUGCCGGCAUUCCUAAAACAAUCGAAGAAGUUGAAAAGGUUAUGAGUAAGCAAUAG
Naegleria lovaniensis is the source of this 1455-nucleotide messenger RNA. RefSeq lists its product as uncharacterized. The transcript has 2 exons. The record is from RefSeq and is a predicted model, not a curated record. Bases 1 to 1455 code for a protein of 484 amino acids. Gene Ontology annotation, molecular function: metalloaminopeptidase activity; manganese ion binding. Lineage: Eukaryota; Heterolobosea; Eutetramitea; Acrasida; Naegleriidae.